UUAGUUUCUUUUUUAAAAAAAACAAAGUUGCACAGUCUGUAAAUGGUGAAGAGGCUCCAAGCGGCGCUGGGGGAGAGGGGUUGUAUGUGAGGGUGGUGCUUUUUACAGGCUCACACUCACUCACACUCUCCUCUCCUUCUGUCUCCCUCUCUGCUCUCCCCUCUCCCCCUUUCUCCUCUCUUUCUCUCUCCCUCUCUCCCCCCUCUUCCUCUCUCCCCCUCUUCCUCUCUCUCCCCACCCCUCUCUCUCUCUGUCUCUUCCCCCUCUCUGCUCUCCCUUCUCUCCCCCCCCGGGACCAGCCUCCUCGCCCCCGCCGCGGCAGAGCGGGGGUUUUCCGGACUAACCAUGCGGACUUUCCGCAGGCCGAAGUUCAUGAGUUCGCCCAGCCUGUGCGAGCUGGGCAGGAGCGAGCAGGCGGCCGCCGACGAGCGGGGCAACCAACAACGUCGCGCCGGCAACAACGCCACCUGGAACAGCAUACAGAACGCCGUGAUUGCCGUGUUCCAGCGGAAAGGUUUACCUGAUAAUGAGCUUCAUCACCUCAACGAGGGGGUCAGGCAGUUACUGAAAACUGAGCUCGGAUCUUUCUUCACGGAGUAUCUUCAGAACCAGCUGCUGACUAAAGGCAUGGUGAUUUUGAGGGACAAAAUACGAUUUUAUGAAGGACAGAAAUUGCUCGACACUGUGGCGGAGGUUUGGGACUUUUUCUUUUGUGACAUUCUUCCAAUGCUGCUGGCAAUAUUUUACCCUGUCCAGGGGAAGGAGCCGACUGUCCGGCAGAUAGCCCUGCUACAUUUCAGGAAUGUGAUCACGCUGAACGUGAAACUGGAAGAUGCUCUCUCACGCCCACGUGCCAGGGUCCCCCCUUCAAUCGUUCAGAUGCUGCUAAUAUUACAGGGCGUUCAUGAGUGCAAGGGGGUGACGGGGGAUUACCUGCGGCUGGAGUUGCUGAUACAGAAGGUGGUGUCUCCAUACCUGGGCACGUACGGUCUACACAUGGGAGACGAACAUGUCACGCACUCCGCCUGUUUUCUGGAAAAAAAGUUUUUCCCACGGUGCCCCAAAUCGAACGAGCUUCUGGCCAAGAACCCGGUGGUGCGUUCGAAGAGCUACAAUAAUCCGAUGCUGACGCCAGUGGCAGAGUAUGAACUGGAAGGGAGCCUGGUGAACGGGACCAGCAUCAGGAGGCACUCUGUGUCGGAAAUGACCACGUGCGGCGAGCCUGAAGCCCUCUUAAACCGCAGCUCCUACGUCACCUCCCCCGCUCCGGAUCCCACCGCCAUUGUUACCGGCGCGGCGACGAGGGAUCGCUCCCCGGGAGAACAAGAGCGGACCGGCGCGGGCCAGAGUCUGUUCCAAGCGGAGGCUCCAGCAGGAGCCCAGGACAAUGGUUUCAAGUCGUCCACCGGCCCCUCGCCCACGCCGGCCGCAUCGUCCGGCCACGAGAGCACGGUGGACAAUGCGCUGGAAUCGGAAGGGAUCUUUAUCGACUUUGGCCGGUGUUCAGAGACGCCGACCUACGGCCGGGACAUGGGCAGGCAGAGCGUGGUGUGACGUCCAGCCGAACGGCAAAGCCAGGAGCGUAAUAAUGCAAUAACCAGACCACUCACAACUGCAGUCAAACCAUGCCUGACGCACUGCCAGUUACGCGAUGGUCAAGCGGUUUUCAGUUCAUUAAAGCAAGGAGGAAGAAGACUUAA
Messenger RNA from Amblyraja radiata (thorny skate), 1700 nucleotides. RefSeq names its product proline rich 5b (renal) (gene prr5b). Gene Ontology annotation, cellular component: TORC2 complex. Gene Ontology annotation, biological process: TORC2 signaling. The coding region runs from base 346 to 1554 and encodes 402 amino acids. The transcript has 8 exons. The record is from RefSeq and is a predicted model, not a curated record. Lineage: Eukaryota; Metazoa; Chordata; Chondrichthyes; Rajiformes; Rajidae.